Molecule: messenger RNA, 645 nt
Organism: Chenopodium quinoa (quinoa)
Lineage: Eukaryota; Viridiplantae; Streptophyta; Magnoliopsida; Caryophyllales; Amaranthaceae
Product: DNA-directed RNA polymerases II, IV and V subunit 12
Exons: 4
Coding region: 162-317 (51 amino acids)
Biological process (GO): DNA-templated transcription
Cellular component (GO): RNA polymerase I complex; RNA polymerase III complex; RNA polymerase II, core complex
Molecular function (GO): DNA binding; DNA-directed RNA polymerase activity; zinc ion binding
Source: RefSeq, a predicted model, not a curated record
GGGUCAGGGCUUUUAAUAGGACUUCAACCCAAUGAAUUGCUCUAAUUGUCAAUUAGAAACCUCUCAGAAGUCUCAGUUCUCCAUUGAAGCGCACUUGACGUUCUCCAUUGAAAUACUUGUAUCCCCCAUUGAAGCAGCUUCUGAGGGUUUCUUAUAUUGCAAUGGAUCCUCAACCUGAACCAGUAAGCUACAUCUGUGGAGAUUGUGGGCAAGAGAACACUCUGAAGCCGGGAGAUGUCAUCCAGUGUAGAGAAUGUGGUUAUCGCAUUCUCUACAAGAAAAGAACUCGUCGAAUUGUCCAAUAUGAAGCACGCUGAACACGGCUGAAGGGAUGCAAGGUUCAAAACAGAAGUGGAGAUAUAUCAUGGAUUAUGGAAUGCGUUGUAUGUAAUGGACAAUUAAGCUAUGCAUAAAGAGAACUAUGAUUGUAGGAGUUGUAAGAUAUGCGCCAACCUUUAUUGGUGUCUGGCUGGUCUUAUUUCAGCAGGGAAUUUCACUAGAAAUUGGUAUGCUCACUUGGGCAACUUAUGUUUUGUUGAAAUGGGAGUCUGAAAUUUUGUUUAAUUUGGUGUUAUAUCUGACAUACUUCCUCCAUUUCAAAUUCGAUUACACAUUCCUCUUAGGAAAGUUACUUUUUAGAUGACA